AUGAAUGGCAUUGUGACCAUCCGUGCAUUUGGCUGGUUCCAGUCAUAUAAGGAGAAGUAUUUUGAGUUGCUUGAUGACUGCCAGAAGCCGUUCUAUCUGCUGCUCUGUAUUCAAAGAUGGUUGUCAUUGGUCCUUGGUCUGACUGUCGCAGGAAUGGCAACAGUACUCACUGGUAUUGCCGUUGCCAUUCGAGGCACCAACGUCAGCGCCGGCUUCAUUGGUAUCGCUCUGGUGAACAUGAUGACCCUGAGUCAAACUCUGGCGUCGCUACUCAUGUUCUGGACAUCCCUCGAGACUUCCCUCGGUGCAGGUUCUCGUGUCAGGACGUUUACUGAGGAUACUACAGUUGAAGAUGAACCCAAGGAGCCUGUGCCUGAAGCAUGGCCCCAAUCUGGCGUCGUCAAGUUCGAUAACGUUACAACAUGCUACUCGGAUUUUCCUGCCCUUCGAAAUCUUUCCAUUGAAAUUUAG
Messenger RNA from [Torrubiella] hemipterigena, 471 nucleotides. The record is from the annotation of a GenBank genome assembly. NCBI's taxonomy places the organism in Eukaryota, Fungi, Ascomycota, Sordariomycetes, Hypocreales, Clavicipitaceae.